Molecule: messenger RNA, 2839 nt
Organism: Populus euphratica (Euphrates poplar)
Lineage: Eukaryota; Viridiplantae; Streptophyta; Magnoliopsida; Malpighiales; Salicaceae
Product: Leucine-rich repeat (LRR) family protein
Molecular function (GO): protein binding
Source: RefSeq, a predicted model, not a curated record
UGAGCUGUGAUUUAGCUGUCCUUCGAUGCAUUAUUUCUUCAUCCCCUUCACACAUAUCUCCAAAAUCCCUAGAAAAAACCCCAUCUCCCUCUCUCUCUCUCCUUACGCCCAGAAACACAUCCCCAUUUCUCUCCUCAAAUCUCUCUCUCUCUCUCACAUUCUGUGUCUCAGAUCUCGAACUGCAUAGCUUUUGCCUCAUCAACCCAUUCUCUUGCAACUCUACUUCGGGGGGGAAUUAGGGGGGUGGUAGGAAGGAGAGCGAGAAGAACUGAAAGUGGCAUUUCGGAUAUCAGAUGUCUCAUGUGAGAUGAAGAAGACGACCCACUCCCAUCUUCAUCUCUCACUUCUCGUUGCCUUGUUUCUUGGCACAGUUGUGUGCCUCUCUGCUGCUAAGCAAGCUCCGACUAUCUCUAGCUAUGGAGGCCUCAGUGACGCCGACGCUAUGUACAUCAAGAAGCGGCAGCUUCUUUACUACAAAGACGAAUUUGGUGACAGAGGAGAGAGAGUCACAGUAGACCCAUCUCUUGUUUUUCCGAAUCCGAGACUUCGAAAUGCUUACAUAGCAUUACAGGCUUGGAAACAAGCCAUCUUCUCAGACCCUCUAAACCUGACAGCCAAUUGGGUUGGAUCCCAAGUUUGCAACUAUGAGGGGGUUUUCUGCGCUCCAGCUCCGGACAACAAAACAAUCCUUACAGUUGCCGGCAUUGAUCUCAACCACGGUGAUAUUGCAGGGUACUUGCCUGAGGAGCUUGGCUUGCUAGUGGAUCUUGCAUUGUUUCACAUCAACUCUAACAGGUUUUGUGGGACUGUACCUCGUAAGUUCAAGGACAUGAGGCUGCUCUUUGAACUGGAUCUUAGCAACAAUCGGUUUGCUGGGAAAUUUCCACAGGUUGUGCUCAAGCUGCCUUCACUCAAAUUCUUGGAUCUGAGGUUCAACGAGUUUGAGGGUACUGUACCAAAAGAGCUAUUUGACAAGGACUUGGAUGCAAUCUUUAUCAAUCAUAACAGGUUCGUUUUCGAUCUCCCUGAAAAUCUUGGCAACUCCCCAGUAUCUGUCAUCGUUUUGGCGAACAACAAAUUUCAUGGAUGUGUGCCGUCAAGCAUAGGUAACAUGUCAAACCUCAAUGAAAUCAUCCUCAUGAACAAUGGGUUUAGAUCUUGCAUGCCAGCAGAGAUAGGUUUGCUUAAAGACCUGACAGUCUUGGAUGUUAGCUUCAAUCAAUUAAUGGGUCCAUUACCAGACGCAUUUGGUGGAAUGGUGAGUCUUGAACAGCUCAAUGUAGCUCACAACAUGCUCUCAGGGAAGAUUCCGGCAAGUAUUUGUAAGUUACCGAAUUUGGAUAACUUCACCUUCUCUUAUAAUUUCUUCACUGGAGAGCCACCAGUGUGUUUGAGUCUACCGGAUUUCAGUGACAGGAGGAAUUGUUUGCCAGCAAGACCAUUACAGAGAUCUGCUGCACAAUGUAAGGCAUUUUUGUCUAGACCUGUUGAUUGCAGCUCGUUUAGAUGUGCUCCUUUCGUUCCAUCUUUGCCUCCUCCUCCUCCUCCCUCACCUCCAAUGCCGGUACCUUCACCUCCACCACCAGUUGUUAUUCCACAGUCACCUCCACCCCCUCCGCCACCUCCAAUAUUUUCACCCCCGCCACCAGUGCGCUCUCCACCUCCGCCACCUCCUCCAGUGUACUCCCCGCCUCCUCCCCCUCCCUUGUAUUCCCCCCCACCGCCUCCUACUUCACCUACCCCACCACCAUCCCUGUCUCCCCCACCGCCUCCUGCAUCACCCCCACCAUCUCCAUUACCUCCAUGUGUACGUUCCCCACCGCCGCCUCCACCAAAUUCAGCACCACCUCCACCAAUAUUCUCCCCACCACCACCUAUUCCUUACUAUUAUAACUCCCCACCACCUCCACAUUCGCCUCCACCACCAGUUUAUCCUUACUUAUCACCUCCACCACCACCUCCUGUCAAUUCUCCACCUCCCCCAGUUUAUUCAUCACCGCCUCCACCCCCACCAUGUAUAGAGUAUUCACCACCUCCACCCCCACCUUCAUCGUCACCGCCUCCUCCUAUACAUUAUAAACCAUCACCAUCCCCACCACCACCACCACCAGUUUACUUCCAUUCUCCGCCACCAUUGUCGCCUCCAUCGCCAAUUCCAUGUGAAAACCCACCCCCACCCCCACCCGUCAUAUAUGGAGGUCCACCACCUCCGACUCCAGUGUAUGAGGGACCAUUACCACCAAUCACAGGGGUUUCAUAUGCUUCACCUCCACCACCACCCUUUUAUUGAUUCUUUUGAGAAUUUCCGAUCUCUAACCUUCCAUCAAACAAGGAGAGAAAUACUAUGGAUUUCGUCAUCAGGGUUUCUUUUUUCCUCUUGUGGGCGAUUCUCGUCGCUCUUCUAGAGAAAAUUGAGAAAGAGUCUGGGCAGUUUGCAUGAUUGAAUCAUCUCUUGCAGAUGGUCUCGGUCAGAUUUAUUGCAUUGUUAUUACUGAUCAUUGUUAAAGAAUUGAAGCAAAGAAGACAAUUUAGAGGUAAGAGGGGAAAUUGUCUCCAUAUUUAUUUGAAUUGUUAUGGAAUAUUUGAGUUGCAAAAUAAAAAUGGCAGAGAAAGAUCAGUAGGUUGCAGAGAGAGUGCAUGUAUAGGCAUGGAACGGAGACCAUAAUCAGGGCUGCUGCUCGAUUGUGUUCUUUUUACCUUUUUCUUUUUUCUUCUUUUAUCAUACCUGGUUCCUUAUUUUUGUUUUUCGAUUUAUAGUAUAAUAAUCACGAACACUUCACUUGUAUUACGUUGUUAUUUCUCUUCUUCUGUGAGAUUGAACCUUACAAAUGGUUGUGUA